Molecule: messenger RNA, 612 nt
Organism: Williopsis jadinii
Lineage: Eukaryota; Fungi; Ascomycota; Saccharomycetes; Phaffomycetales; Wickerhamomycetaceae
Gene: SSU72
Product: RNA polymerase II subunit A C-terminal domain phosphatase
Exons: 2
Coding region: 1-612 (203 amino acids)
Biological process (GO): termination of RNA polymerase II transcription
Cellular component (GO): nucleus; mRNA cleavage and polyadenylation specificity factor complex
Molecular function (GO): RNA polymerase II CTD heptapeptide repeat phosphatase activity
Source: RefSeq, a predicted model, not a curated record
AUGAGCGACUUGAAGUUCUGUACCGUGUGUGCGAUGAACAAUAACCGUUCAAUGGAAUCGCAUAAAGUGCUAAUGGACGCCGGCUUCAACGUUUCCUCCUGUGGUACUGGAUCCAUGGUACGACUCCCUGGCCCUUCCAUAGAUCGUCCUAAUGUGUAUCCGUUUGGAACUCCGUACGAAAAGAUUUAUAAGGAGCUGAUGUCACAGGACUCGAAGCUGUAUAGAGCCAAUGGUCUUGCGAGAAUGUUGGAACGUAACCAAAAGAUCAAAUUGGCACCUCAGAAAUGGCACGAAGGACGCGACGUGUUCGAUUUCGUGUUCACGUGCGAGGAGAGAUGCUUUGACUCGGUGUGUGAAGAUCUGCUACACCGUGGUGGGAACUUGAACAAGAUUGUUCAUGUUAUCAAUGUUGACAUCAAGGACGACGACGAGAAUGCCAAAAUUGGUGGUCAAGGUAUACUACAGUUGGCUACUAUGCUGACAGAUGCAUGCCAGAAGGGUAAGACACACGAAGAUAGUGUGCCCUUUGAGGAUAAAAUCAUGGAUAUCCUCACUGAAUGGCAAGAGAAGCAUCCCACUCUACCGUUGCUGUACGCACCAGCCUACUAUUAG